CAUGUCCACUUUUGAAAAGGUUGUUGUCAUUGACGGUAAAGGUCAUCUUCUCGGUCGUCUUGCUUCUAUCAUUGCUAAGCAAGCCCUUAAUGGUCAAAAGGUGGUUGUGGUCCGUUGUGAAGCCCUCAAUGUUUCUGGUGAAUUCUUCCGUAACAAGUUGAAGUACCAUGCUUACCUCAAUAAGCGUUGUAUUGUCAACCCCAACCGUGGUGCCUUCCAUUUCCGUGCUCCUUCUCGCAUCUUAUACAAGGCUAUCCGUGGUAUGGUUCCUCACAAGACUGCCCGUGGUGCUGCUGCCUUGGAUCGUAUCAAGUUGUUUGAAGGUGUUCCUCCUCCUUAUGACCGUGUCAAGCGUGUUGUUGUGCCUGAUGCUCUCCGUGUCUUGAAGCUCAAGCCUGGACGCAAGUACACUACCAUUGGUCGUAUCUCUCAUGAAGUCGGCUGGAAGUACCAAGAUGUCGUUGCCAAGCUUGAAGACAAGCGUAAGGCCAAGUCUGCUGCUUACUAUCAACGCAAACAAGCUUUGGUUGCUAUCCAAAAGAAGGCUGUCGAAUCUAAGGCUGAUGCUAUCAAGGAUAUUAACUCUUCUCUUGCCACUUUGGGUUAUUAGUUCCUCUUCUUUAUUUCAUUUCAUCCCCCUCCCUUUUGACCAACUUCAACCUUUAGUUAUUUUACUUUUAUUUUUUAAAAAAAAAAAAACUAUCUUAUUGAAUAAAAGCAUGUUUUCUCCUUAA
Molecule: messenger RNA, 734 nt
Organism: Halteromyces radiatus
Lineage: Eukaryota; Fungi; Mucoromycota; Mucoromycetes; Mucorales; Cunninghamellaceae
Product: 60S ribosomal protein L16
Exons: 3
Biological process (GO): translation; negative regulation of translation
Cellular component (GO): ribosome; cytosolic large ribosomal subunit
Molecular function (GO): structural constituent of ribosome; mRNA binding
Source: RefSeq, a predicted model, not a curated record